AUGAAGUAAAGAGUUAUGGAUAUUUAAUUCAUUCUUUAAUCGAAAUAGGUUGAUUCUAUUGAUGAUUUCAGUAUCAGUAUUAAAGAGUAUAGAAUAGAACCUGCUAAAGUCAAAUAAUUGAUUUCUAUUUAAGUGAUUAUGCAGUAAACAAUAUCUAAGGUUUGUAUAAAUAAAGACCAAUUACUACUCCUUUUAUUUAGAGAAUCACUUAUCAAAAAUUCUUAGCUGAAAUCUAGAUAACAUUAUAAAUAACUUAAUGACAAAGUUUAAGCUAUGUUUACCCAAGCUAGUAUAAUUGAUUAAUUUGUGCUUGAUUUAAUCACCCAAAUGCUUAUUGUAAAUGAGGAAUAAAAGAAGUAUCAAUAAAUUAACUAAAAAGACUGUGUGAAUUCCAACAAAUAUGUAUACUAAGAAGGAGGAAUCUUGCAGAUUAGUAUUAUUAAAGUUAAAAUAUGA
Molecule: messenger RNA, 456 nt
Organism: Tetrahymena thermophila SB210
Lineage: Eukaryota; Ciliophora; Oligohymenophorea; Hymenostomatida; Tetrahymenidae
Exons: 2
Source: RefSeq, a predicted model, not a curated record